Messenger RNA from Haliotis rufescens (red abalone), 1635 nucleotides. RefSeq names its product peroxisomal membrane protein PEX16-like. Lineage: Eukaryota; Metazoa; Mollusca; Gastropoda; Lepetellida; Haliotidae. The coding region runs from base 38 to 1087 and encodes 349 amino acids. Gene Ontology annotation, biological process: peroxisome organization. The transcript is spliced from 10 exons. The record is from RefSeq and is a predicted model, not a curated record. Gene Ontology annotation, cellular component: peroxisomal membrane.
UGACGUUUCAAACACUGCUCGUCACUGCAGAAGGGACAUGGCGGAGUUGUUGAAGAACGUCUGUGAAAAAUACAAACGGAAUGUUCGUGAAAAUCCUGACACGGUGGGUCAGGUUGAGACGACAUUCCGUUUGUUAUCGUAUGUAAUUGCAGGUCGACUGCGCAAUGCCCAGGUUCUGUCCGAGCUGAUGUACACGUCUUCCAACUUGCUGGUGUUUCUCAACGAUGCCAUACUCAAACAAACAGCCAAGAUUAUUCCCAAAGUGAGUGUGUCUCAAGAGCGUCUCGGGCAGCUGUUGACGGUGUUGGAGUAUGUCGAGGUCUUUGUUGAGGUCGCUGCCAACAAACUUUGGGGGGAAGCAGGGAAGUGGAUCGUCAUAGCAACCAUUCAGAUAUGCAAAGCCACAUUGCGUUUCUACUUACUGGCCACCUACAAACAUGGCAUCCAGCCCACGCCGCCGAUAGCGCCACUGGAUCGCCAACUUGUCUCCAAGAAGAACAAGGACACAGAACAGGAAGAUUCCGCACACGGAGAAGCUGGAUACAAAAACGGAUUUAGUGCUCCCAUGACCUUCACCUUGAAACGGUCUGGAAAAGUCAUGAGGAAAAUAUCAGCUGCCCCUCCCCUGGGGAUGCGGAACUGGUCCGUCCCCACCCAGUCAGGGACAGACUCCCGGGGUGGGAAGAGAGAGGAUCUUGCCCCGACUCCCUUGUCACGCCAGAGAGUGUGGGCUGAGACAGUGCACAUUGUCAAGCCUCUUGUCCAUCUGGCUAGUCUGUACGGCUUUGGCUUGUCGUCAUGGAAACCUUGGCUCAUCUCAUGUGGGAUGGACAUAUCGAGUUUGACGAUGAUGGGAGACCCAGCUGACUUGAACCAGAAUGAGAAGAGUGAACUACGCCGGAGGACGUUCAUGCUGCUCUACUACCUUCUGAGGUCUCCCUUCUACGACAGAUACUCACAAGCUAAGAUAAUAUUCCUGAUGAAGAUCCUGGCAGAUAACAUUCCUGGCACCUCCCUGCUCAUCAGACCACUUUUGGCGUACCUUCCUACGUGGCAGAGGGUGUACUUCUACGUGUGGUCAGCAUGAACUACUGACCACUGACUGACCACUGACUGACCAAGUCCCACCGGACCUUGCACAAACAUGUUGACUGUAAAUAUAUCUUGUCCUUGUUAUCCUGACCCAUUGAUUUGGUCCAGAUAUAUAGUGAAGUGCAACACUCUAACAAAUUGGCUUUUGCUCAAAUUGUUAACAUUUCGUGAAAUUGAAACAUCUGUAUUUUCAUGUAUAUUGAGUUGUCUCCCUUAGCUGCCCGGGUCAGUUGGCCAUGGGUUUGAAUCCCAUAUUCUCCAGUUGUGAUCUGGGUGUGUCGACACCAUACUCAAAAUGGUAGAUGUCUUUGACCAUCACUAGAUGACUCAUUAAACAGGGGCAACUCGACACACAUCACAUGUAUAGCGCCUGAUUUAUUCGAUCAGGGUUGCACAGUCGUCUGAGACACCACAAUUCAGUGUGCAGAGUUGCAUCCCUGAGGCAAACCAAGCAAUCAUGGGUUUGAAUCCUAUACCCGCCCUGAUUAUGUUUCUAGGUUUGUCAGCACCAUAUCCUUGCUCAUGGAUUUCACCGAAGUCGUA